Chanos chanos (milkfish) is the source of this 1689-nucleotide messenger RNA. It is a transcript of the gene klhl23, whose product is annotated as kelch-like family member 23. Bases 1 to 1689 code for a protein of 562 amino acids. Gene Ontology annotation, molecular function: protein binding. The record is from RefSeq and is a predicted model, not a curated record. The transcript is spliced from 3 exons. Lineage: Eukaryota; Metazoa; Chordata; Actinopteri; Gonorynchiformes; Chanidae.
AUGUCAUCUAAAGGUCAUGAGAGUUAUACCUACGAGUUCUGUGACACCACCCAUCCAUCUGAAGUCAUAGGUGCUCUUCAUGACUUCUAUACCAGUGGUCUUUUCACUGACAUUACUCUGCAGUGCUCCACAGGGCAGGUCUUCCACUGUCACAAAGCUGUACUGUCAGCCCGCAGUUCAUACUUCAAAAUCAUGUUCACUCUGGAUAUGAGGGAGCGUUCUAAUGACCUCAUAAACCUGGCCGGUAUAGAGGAAGAUAUCUUAAAUGCUUUGGUAAACUACGUAUACACCUCCAGGUUGACAGUUACCCAGACCAACGUGGAAAGCUUGCUGGAGGCCGCAGACUUGCUCCAAUUUUGCUCUGUCAAAAAGGCUUGCGAGAAAUUUCUGAUCCGGCUCUUAGAUAUCGAUAACUGCCUAGGUAUGCACGCUUUUGCCGAACUGCACACCUGCCCAGAGCUGGAACGCGACGCACGGAGAAUGAUCCUCAGCAGGUUUGAGGAACUCAUCCCACAUGACGAGUUUCUAGCGCUCGACCUCAAAACUCUCACUUCCAUCCUGUCUGCUCACAACCUCAAUACGUGGAGAGACGACGUGCUGCUGGAGGCUGUGGUCAGGUGGGUUACCGAUGACAUAGCUGUUCGGCUAGACCACGUUCAGGAUCUGCUCCGUUGCAUCCAGCUGGAGGUGGACGAAAUGUAUCUGGGAACCACUUUACAGGUGUACAGAGAGAGCUCACGGUGCAGUGAAAACAAACUGCGUUCUCUUAUAAUACAUUCUUUAAAAUCCGACAACAAGGAGCUCUCCCUUAGCUGCAAAAGGUCCACUUCCAGCAUGUAUGUCAUUGGUGGGUAUUAUUGGCACCCAUUGUCUGAAGUUCACAUAUGGGACCCUGUCUCUGACACGUGGACUCAAGGGAAAGACAUGCCUGAUUAUGCCAGAGAGAGCUACAGUGUCUCUCUGCUUGGACCUAAUGUCUAUGUAACUGGAGGUUACAAAUCACAGACCGUGGAAGCCUUAGACACAGUGUGGAUUUAUAAUACUGACCAGGAUGAGUGGACAGAAGGUUGCCCCAUGCUCACUGCCAGGUACUACCACUGUUCAGUGGCCUUAAAUGGGUGCAUAUAUGUCAUAGGCGGGUACAGAGGGGGUGCCCCAGCUCGUGAAACAGAAUUCUACGACCCUCUAAAAGAGGAAUGGUUUCCUAUCGCUGAUUUGAUACAAGGUGUGGGGAAUGCAACUGCGUGUGUCUUAAAUGAUAAAAUCUAUCUGAUCGGAGGGCAUUAUGGCUACAGAGGGACCUGCACCUAUGAGAAAAUCCAGACCUACAGGGCAGAUCUGAAUGAGUGGAGCAUCACAACAGUGAGUCCUCAUCCGGAGUACGGCCUUUGUUCUGUUGCACUGAACAACAAACUAUACCUGGUGGGAGGACAGACGACCAUCACAGACUGCUACGACCCCGAGAGGGAUGAAUGGACGCAGAUGAGCGUGAUGAAGGAGAGAAGAAUGGAGUGCAGUGCCGUGGUAAUACACGGCUGCAUCUACGUGGCUGGAGGUUACUCUUAUUCCAAGGGAACGUAUCUGCAGAGCGUUGAGCGGUAUGACCCCGAGUCGGACUCGUGGGAGAUCGCGGGGAAUCUUCCCACUGCGACUAGAUCCCACGGAUGCGUUUGUGUCCAGAGUGUGUAG